GUCAGCUGACGCUGCUCUGUCGUCACGUGAGCGCCAGCUGAGCGCUGUUAGCUCAGAAGCUAACACAUGCUAACAGAAGCUAACAGAAGCUAACUGCUGUGACCCAUGGGUACAGUCGGUUGUUCCCGGGACAGUGACGCGGUAUCCCCGGUCCACGAUAACACCUGUUAUCAUCGGCCCCAGCCCCGCCAGCCCGCCACCCGCCGGCCCGGCUCCGUGUGCAGCUGCUCGGGUUUAUCUCCGUGACUUUUGCCCUUUGUUCUUUAUCACGCUAGCCAGUUAGCCUGUUAGCUUAUGAGCUGUUUAAAGGCAGCGCCGCUCACCGUCAAGCCACUGAGGCUAACUGGCUAACCGAGUGACCGACCGGCUGAGCGCCUGCUCCGGGCGGACAACUGCGGCACACGUGAUGGCCUCGGUCCGGGUGGCUGUCCGGGUCAGGCCCAUGAACAGGCGGGAAAAAGACUUGACUUCAAAAUGCAUCAUCAAGAUGGAAGGAACCAAAACCUCCAUCACUAACCUCAAGAUUCCCGAUGGCGUCACCGGAGAUUCGAUGAGAGACCGAACCAAAACCUUCACGUACGACUUCUCCUACGACUCCACCGACUGUAAAAGCUCCACGUUCGUUUCUCAGGAAAAGGUUUUCAGAGAUCUGGGCUCCGACGUGCUGAAAGCUGCGUUCGAGGGCUACAACGCCUGCGUCUUCGCCUACGGUCAAACCGGCUCGGGGAAGUCCUACACCAUGAUGGGAAAUCCAGGCGACGCAGGUCUGAUCCCGAGGAUCUGUGAAGGUCUGUUCAGCCGCAUCUUGGAGGCGACUCGAUGGGAUGAAGCGUCGUUUCGUACAGAAGUCAGUUACCUGGAGAUCUACAACGAGAGGGUGAGAGAUCUGCUGAGGAGGAAAUCCACUCAGACCUACAACCUGAGAGUCAGGGAGCAUCCGAAAGACGGACCGUACGUUGAAGAUCUUUCCAAACACCUGGUGCAGAACUACAGCGACGUCGAGGAGCUGAUGGAGGCCGGAAACAUCAACCGCACCACAGCCAGCACCGGCAUGAACGACGUCAGCAGCCGCUCACACGCCAUCUUCACCAUCAACUUCACGCAGGCAAAGUUUGAUGCAGAGAUGCCGAGUGAAACAGUCAGUAAGAUUCACCUGGUCGAUCUGGCCGGUAGCGAGCGAGCAGACGCCACCGGAGCCACUGGUGUCCGACUGAAGGAAGGAGGGAACAUCAACAAGUCACUGGUCACCCUGGGCAACGUCAUCUCUGCUCUGGCCGACAUGACGCAGGCUAGCGCGAACACCAACCUGAAGAAGAAGUCUGUGUUUGUUCCGUACAGGGACUCGGUGCUAACAUGGCUACUCAAAGACAGCCUGGGCGGCAACUCCAAGACCUUCAUGAUCGCCACCGUUUCCCCGGCGGACGUGAACUACGGCGAGACACUCAGCACUCUGCGCUACGCCAACCGAGCAAAGAACAUCAUCAACAAGCCGACCAUCAACGAGGAUUCCAACGUCCGGCUGAUCGGAGAACUGCGCGCUGAAAUUGCUCGACUGAAAGCUCUGCUGGUUCAGGGCAACCAGAUCGCGCUCCUGGAUUCACCCACCGCUCUGAGCAUGGAGGAGAAACUGCACCAGAACGAAGCCAGAGUUCUGGAGCUGACGAAGGAGUGGACCAAUAAAUGGAACGAGACCCAGAACAUCCUCAAGGAGGAGACUCUGGCUCUGAGGAAAGAGGGCAUCGGCGUGGUGUUGGACUCGGAGCUGCCUCACCUCAUCGGCAUCGACGACGACCUCCUCAGCACCGGAAUCAUCCUGUAUCACCUGAAGGAAGGACGGACAUACGUGGGCAGAGAGGACGCGUCCACAGAGCAGGACAUCGUCCUUCACGGUCUCGACCUGGAGAGUGAACACUGCAUGUUUGAGAGUCAGAGCGGUACGGUGACCCUGGUGCCUCUGGGUGGAGCUCAGUGCUCUGUUAACGGGGUUCAGGUGACGGAGCCGUCGCAGCUCAACCAAGGCGCCGUUCUUCUGCUCGGGAGGACAAACAUGUUUCGGUUCAACCAUCCGAAGGAGGCGGCAAAGCUGAGGGAGAAACGAAAGAGCGGCCUGCUCUCCACCUUCAGCCUGUCGAUGACGGAUCUGUCCAGGUCGUGUGAGAACCUGUCGACUGUGAUGCUCUACAACCCCGGUCUCUUCACUGAGAAGGGCCCCGUCUUCCUCAGGUUGGAGUUUGAGAGGCAGCAACGAGAGGAGCUGGAGAAACUGGAGCUCCAAAG
Messenger RNA from Paralichthys olivaceus (Japanese flounder), 2277 nucleotides. The record is from RefSeq and is a predicted model, not a curated record. Lineage: Eukaryota; Metazoa; Chordata; Actinopteri; Pleuronectiformes; Paralichthyidae.